Messenger RNA from Closterium sp. NIES-67, 1150 nucleotides. The record is from the annotation of a GenBank genome assembly. NCBI's taxonomy places the organism in Eukaryota, Viridiplantae, Streptophyta, Zygnematophyceae, Desmidiales, Closteriaceae.
ACUCCAACCAUCUAAAUUUGGCACUCUCGCAGGAGUACGCCUUACAUACCUAUCACUUAUAGUAUUCCGCAACAUGGGCACUAGGGCGAUUUUUGCUUUCGUGGUGAUGGCUGCCAUUCUCCAAGGCAGUGCGUUUGCUGCCAGUGGAAAGCCCAGGCGUGAGCUUCUCACGCAUCGUGUGCAAGCUGUGAAGCCAACUAUUGGCAGCGGUUGGAGAGCACGGGUGAACAGCAGGAUUGCUAGCGCCUCCAUUUCCACUGCUUCUAGCAGCACUACUGCUACUACUGGUGCCAGUGGUAGCAGCAUCAGCACUGGAAGCGAUGCAGCUACUGUAACCGAAGCGGCAGCAACGUCGUCCAACACUGCAACUGCAAGGGUUGCCGCAGCAGGUGUAGGGAAUUCAUCGCUGGGAGCGCAUCCCGCAGCAGUCAGUGCAACGCUGGGGACGACCACAGUGGGCACUAGUGCCACUUGUGACGCGUCAUCGCUCGCUGACUAUGCCUCUUCAACGCAGCUGUCCUCCGAUCUCACUCUCCACUGGAAGGCAGCCAGUGCGACCAAGGUCAACCUUGCCCUUGAAGCAGCAGCGGGGAGCUCGGCAGCAGCGGGGUGGUUCUCUGUGGCGUGGUCCUCAGAUGGCCGCAUGGCCCCAGCUGACACUGUUUUUGGCAACCUGCCGGGCGGGGCUGUGGCGGCUUACUACAUGAGCGGCUAUGGGAUGAGCGACGUUCAGCCUACAAGCAGCUUCAGUAUUGGCAACGCUGUCCAAACUACAUCGGCUUCCGGCUCCACUAUUAUUGAGUUCUCCCGCGUUUCCAGCGAUGGUUCCAUCCCAGUGAACGUUGGCGGCAGCAACACUCUCAUCUGGGCCUACUCUGAAAGCGGCUCCAAGUCACUUGACUUCCACGGCGAGAAUGACUACACCUACUCUGCCCCCCUUGACUCCUCUCUCACGCUACACUGGAAGACCGUUAGUGCUACUCAGGUCAACCUCGCCCUGGAGGCAGCAGCGGGCAGCACGGCAGCAGCGGGGUGGUUCUCCCUGGCGUGGACUGCGGACGGCCGCAUGGCCCCGGCUGACACUAUCAUUGGCAACCUGCCGGGCGGGGCUGUGGCGGCUUACUACAUGAGCGGCUAUGGGAUGAGCGAC